Notodromas monacha is the source of this 5137-nucleotide messenger RNA. The record is from the annotation of a GenBank genome assembly. Lineage: Eukaryota; Metazoa; Arthropoda; Ostracoda; Podocopida; Cyprididae.
AUGACUUUGAAAUCUGUGAUCCUCGUGGGAGGUCCGCUGAAAGAGUCUCAGCUCUGGUGUGUUUCGUUGGAAGCUGAACGGAAGGGUUCGCAGGUGUCGUGCCGUGGGGCAGCACCUUCUUCAGUUGAACAUGGGACAGGGACACGCUUUAGACCUCUUUCGCUGGAUGUUCCGAAACCGUUAUUUCCUGUUGCCGGUUUGCCGAUGAUACAGCAUCACAUUGAGGCUUGUUUAGAGGUUCCUGGAUUAAACGAGAUCCUGAUAAUCGGGUUUUAUCCUCAGUCAGAGUUGCAAAGCUUUUUGGACAUAAUGGGCAAAAAAUAUGGAAUUGCGAUUCGGUAUCGCCAAGAAUACGCAGCUCUGGGAACAGCAGGAGGGAUCUAUCAUUUCCGAGAUCACAUUCGGAAAGGCGAUCCUGAAGGAUUUUUCAUUUUGAAUGGGGAUGUGUGUGCUGACUUUAAUUUAGUUGAUCUGCUGGAAACACAUAGAAAAGCGAAGGAGACUGGGGCACUUCUGACUAUGAUGGGUACUGACUCAACGCGGAAUCAAUCCACGAAUUACGGUUGUAUCGUCAAAUCACCGUCGGAUUCGUCAGUUGUGCAUUACGUUGAGAAACCCCACACGUUCGUGUCGUCCCUCAUCAACUGUGGUGUUUACUGUUGCUCAGUUCAACUUUUGGAUUAUUUGAAGCAAGUUUACCAGUCGAAGCAGGAGAGCGGCGUCAAUACCGGUGCACCAUGGGGAGAUGAAUUGGAACGUUUGAGCAUAGAACAGGAUAUUCUAUAUGACGUUUUCAUCGACCCAAAAGCAGUCGUGGAUCCUACCGCCGUGUUGGGACCAAACGUCAGCGUUGGACCGGGAGUAACGAUUGGCGCAGGAGCCAGAAUCAGGGAUGCUAUUAUUCUUGGGUCCGCAGCAAUCGGAGAGCACGCGUAUAUUUGCCAUGCUAUAGUCGGUUGGAAUUCAUCUGUCGGAAUGUGGGCACGGAUCGAAGGGACGCCGAACGAUCCCAAUCCUGACAAACCGUUCGCGAAAAUGGAGAAUCUGCCGCUUUUUAGUGAGCACGGUCGACUCAAUCCAGCCAUCACGAUUCUCGGAUGCAAUGUGCAAGUUCCGCGGGAAGUCAUCGUCCUUAAUUCAAUCGUCCUUCCUCACAAAGAUUUGUCGAGGAGUUACAAAAACGAGAUAAUCCUACAUUUGGAAAUAAUCAAUGAAGACGGAAAACGCUUCAUCUUCAGCCCGUAUCAGGAAGGAUCGAUGAAACGUGGCGUACUUGGCUUCACACUGGUGCACCGAAAAUGGGCCUACUUGUCGGUUAACCAAGAUGUCGAAGUUCGUCCAUUCCAAAUGGAUCCGAGUACGCACUGCAUCGGAUCUGUCGUACUUGAAGUGGACUAUUUGCAACGAAAAGGCGCGGGCAAUGAGCAGUACGACACGGAUGCGAUGGCGAAAGAAUUCUGCAUGCAGUUUCAUCACAUGGCACUGACUCGGAUGCAGCCUCUGGUUUUCAGCUUCCAGGGAAAGCGUAUUUUACAGCUGACAUGUAAAGAAAUCCAAGUUACCGACAUUCGCGCUUUGAAGGAGAAUAGCAAGGAUGUGAAGCCAAUACAAGCAGAAUAUGGUGUGAUUCUUCCAAACACGACUGUGACUUUUGAAAAAUCGGAAGGAUGCCCUAUCAUUUUAACUGGUCGCUCGAAAGGGAAAACAGCACGUCCUGCUAUUAUCAACCCGGAAUGGAACUUCGAGAAAAUGGGUGUUGGCGGUCUGGACCGGGAAUUCAAUGCCAUCUUCCGUCGAGCUUUCGCUUCUCGCGUUUUUCCUCCUGAAGUGGUGGAACAACUCGGUUGCAAGCACGUGCGCGGAAUCCUGCUGUACGGUCCUCCCGGAACCGGCAAAACGUUGAUGGCCCGCCAAAUCGGAAAAAUGUUGAAUGCUCGAGAGCCGAAAAUCGUCAAUGGUCCACAAAUCCUGGAUAAGUACGUGGGUGAAUCGGAAGCGAAUAUCCGCCGCUUAUUCGCCGAUGCCGAGGAAGAAGAGAUCAGAAUGGGUCCUAAUUCGGGACUUCACAUCAUCAUCUUUGAUGAAAUCGAUGCCAUCUGCAAGCAACGUGGCAGUGUCGCCGGAGCAUCUGGUGUUCACGAUACUGUGGUGAACCAGCUGUUGUCGAAAAUGGACGGCGUUGAUCAGCUGAAUAACAUUCUUGUUAUUGGAAUGACGAACAGGCGGGACAUGAUUGAUGAAGCUCUUCUGCGACCAGGUCGCUUGGAGGUGCAGAUGGAAAUAGGUCUACCCAACGAACACGGCCGCUUGCAGAUUCUUAAUAUUCACACCGCAAGAAUGAAGGAUUACAAAAAAAUUGCGAACGACGUUGAUUUACCGGAGCUCGCAACGUUGACUAAAAACUUUUCUGGCGCAGAAAUUGAAGGUCUUGUGAGAGCGGCUCAAUCUACAGCCCUCAACCGACUCGUGAAAGCGAGCUCAAAAGUCGAAAUAGACCCCGAAGCUGCCGAAAAACUAAUGGUUAACCGCGGCGAUUUUAUGCAUGCCCUGGAGAACGAUGUGAAGCCUGCAUUUGGAACUAUGGAGGAAAAGCUUACUAGACUGCUUGAUCGUGGUAUCAUUCACUGGAGUCCAAUAGUGAAUCACAUACUUGAGGAUGGAUUCUUGCUGACGCAAAUGGUCAAAUCUCCGAAAGGAAGUGGACUGGUGAGUUUGCUCUUGGAAGGCCCUCCGAAUACUGGGAAAACCGCCAUUGCAGCGCACUUGGCUAUGAAAUCUGACUUACCUUUCGUCAAGGUUGUCAGUCCUGAAGACAUGGUUGGAUUUUCUGAGAGUUCCAAGUGCCUGCAUAUCAGAAAAGUGUUCGACGAUGCAUACAAAUCCCCGCUGAGCUGUGUUAUCGUUGAUAACGUGGAAAGAUUGUUGGACUACGGCCCUAUCGGACCGCGUUACUCAAACAUCAUGCUUCAAGCCCUCUUGGUGCUGCUGAAGCAACAACCGCCGAAGGGUCGCAAACUUCUCGUCAUUUGUACUUCAAGUCAAAGGUUAUCCAAGGUAAUUCCGCCAUGUUCAUCAACCGCCGCCUUCACAGCCGCCACAUUGGCCGCCAUUUUGGCGGCUGUGAAGGCGGCGGUUGAUGAAAAUGGCGGAAAUACCUUAGAUGACCUGGAGGCAAUCCUUGGCAUGAAUGCCACAGCCGUUUUGGAGCAGAUGGAGAUGCUGAGUGCGUUCUCGUCUGUGCUUCAUGUAUCCUGUUUGUCGACAGCUGAACACGUUGUUACCGUUCUUCAGGAACCAGAAUUCAGCGACGCUUUCGAUGGAACCAUGAUUGCGGAAAUUGCCCGAAGAACCCACAAUAAAACGUUUUCGAUUGGCAUUAAGAAGCUCCUGUCAAGAAUCGAUUGGGCCAGAGAGACGAAUGUCGAAAACCGCGUGAUGAAGUUCAUCUGCAAAAUGGAGGAAGAGGAAGAACUAAGCGCUUGAAUCGGAUGAUUUAACUACCAUUAUCCCAUGUGCGAUUUUGGAGCUGCGCUCCGGCGCAUUUGUUGUAUUAUCGUUUAUGGUCUUUCACCGGAAGACGUCGAUUCUGCAUCGUCGUCCGUAUGAUGGUUGCUUUGAAAUUGCGCCUGAGUUAGCUUGGCUUUCAAUGGCUUGUUCGGAUUCCGUUCGAAUAUUCCGGUGCAGCGAAACGCGCUCGACGAUGAAUUUGGUGAUCAUUGUUGGAGCAUUUGUCUAGUCGCAAACAUUCGAUGUUUUUUGGUCUGGGUAUGAUGCUGUGUUAUCCGUCACUAGUAUCUAGUUUACCAUGAGUUUUUUUUCACAUGGUUUCUUUUUGUUUGGGUUGUGUUCUGAACCUUUAUUUUUUCGAAAUAUUUGCAGUUGGACUAUCUCUACAAUGAUGCGUAGGAGAUUGAUGAAUCAAUCAGAGAAUAUCUCUGUUAAGGAGCAGCACAUGCAUCUAGUAAAAGGACAAGCAGCUAAGAAAUAAUUACUUGCGCGGAGAUUAUUGCCGUGGUUGAUUUUAUCAUUGGGGAAAGUCCAUCUGCUCUCCGUAAACAACUCUGUUGCUUGAUCCAGUCAAAAAAUCAUUUGAGUGAGUACAAACUCCGCGAAACGUGAUGCAUGGUUCUUCGUUUGGGAUAGAUAAAACGAGUCAAGAGCCGUUCGAAUGUUAGUCGAUCGUUGGCGCAAAUUGGAAAGUGAAACUUUGACUUAUUUAGCAGAGAUUAGCGUAUACGUAAAAUGUAUGUAGCCUCAAGGACGACUUGUUUCCUGCAGUUAUGCUCGAAGUGUUGAUCAAAUUUCCUCUGCCGAUAGUUUUCGUGAAUUAUUAUUUUGGAGCUUGUUUUCGCAGACACGUGCAGUCUGUUGAAUCUCGUUCACUAUCGUACAUUUACGAUGCUUUCAGGCGAGAGAUUGUGAGGAUUCCGAACACCACUUUGUGCAGAUUAGGUCAAAGCAUCUGCGGAUUUCGCAGUAUUACUCCAAACGAGAAUUUGUCGAACAAUCGGCUUCCAGUUAUCAACUUACACAUUUAUUAUCUUCGGUGGCACGAAUCAUAAUUGUAUUCAGGGUUCCUAUCUUGACCACGAAUUCCGUAUUGAGGCGUGUGUAGUCUGAAUUGCACGAGAGCGCGAGAAAAGUUUUUCUUAUUAGUUGGGGAAACAUCUUACGAAAAUAUCGACUUCGUUCUAGUUUUUUUUCGAAGUAAAUUUUUUUUAUUUUGCCCUAGUUGCCCCGAAACGAAAAUAUUUGGAUCUCAUUUUGUUGUUUUCGCGUGUUCGCAUUCGUUUGUUGCGAUGAGUGCUGGGAUAUGGGGUUGUCCUGGAUUCAUGUGUUACUCGGUGUUUAUGUUUGAAGUGCACGUCUGCUUGUGCUUCUUCAAAUUCGUUCUCGUACUGUUCGGGAUUAUUAUUGCACUUGUGUCAAUUGCUUAGCAAAAUGGGAAGUUUUACGUUGUCUGACGUAACUUGACGAAGGUUUUUUUUUUUCCUUUUUGUUUUCUUUCCACAUUGCCGCUUGAUACCAUUUCCAAUACCGGGUGGAUUAAAAUCAGCUUUCGUCAAAUUGAUCCUAUGAUUUUGCACGCGAAAAUGUCAAAAAAUACAAAUGAUUAUCCAUUCUUUGGUAUUCGAGA